Dermacentor albipictus is the source of this 890-nucleotide messenger RNA. RefSeq names its product NEDD8-conjugating enzyme UbcE2M (gene UbcE2M). The record is from RefSeq and is a predicted model, not a curated record. NCBI's taxonomy places the organism in Eukaryota, Metazoa, Arthropoda, Arachnida, Ixodida, Ixodidae.
CCAGGGCUACAGCGUGUCGAAGGGUCAAUAUAGCUGCCGCGCGGUGCAGUGUGGGAAGGCCUAGGCGCUAGGCGUAGGGACAUCGUUGUGUGCGUGGUGUUGCCUGCGUCUCUUCUGUGAUUUCGUGCUGCGGGGUUGACGAACGCCAUAAUGAUCAAGCUCUUCUCCCUCAAGCAGCAACAGAAGGACGGUGAGGCGACGGGCAACAAGCCGGCGAGCCAGAAGCGUGCCUCGGCAGCCCAGCUACGCAUUACGAAGGACAUCAACGAAUUGAACUUGCCGAAGACCUGUCAGAUGGAGUUCCCCGAUCCGGAUGAUCUGCUGAACUUCAAGCUGGUUAUCUGCCCCGACGAGGGCUUCUACCGGAACGGCCGCUUCGUGUUUAGCUUCCGUGUAAGCCCAAACUACCCACACGAACCUCCCAAGGUCAAGUGCGACACAAUGGUCUACCACCCUAACAUAGACCUGGACGGCAACGUCUGCCUCAACAUCCUGCGCGAAGAUUGGAAGCCUGUGCUGACGGUCAACUCGAUUGUCUACGGCCUGCAAUACCUCUUCCUCGAGCCCAACCCCGAGGACCCACUUAACAAGGACGCCGCCGAAGUUCUGCAGAGCAACCGGAGACUGUUCGAACAAAACGUCAAGAAGGCCAUGCUUGGAGGCUACAUCGGCGCGACGUACUUUGAACGGUGCCUGAAGUAGCCCUACCCGCUAUGCUGUCUUCUCUUAUCCUUUGGGGGUUUACAGAAAAGAAAAGAAAAUAAAGUGUGGUGAUGAUGCCGCCGCUGCUACUGGUGCUGACGUCCCCGCCGUCGCCGCAACAACAACAGUUGUGCUGCUGUUAGGUGCUUUGCAGUGCUCGAGUUGUGCCAGGCAUCAGAUGUACUGUA